AUGGAAAAAAUGAACGACGUUUUGUGCUCCAACAAAAAUGUUUUACGCUUUGAUAUUGAUAGCGACGAAGUUAUUAAAGUAAACACCGAGACUCGUGACUUGAUAUGUAUUGGAAACACUUCAAAACACAGUUUGAAGGUUCAAUUUAGUGUGAUUGAAGGGUGUGAUUGUUACCAAAUACGUACAUUACCUUCUAUAGUCACACUAAAGCAAGGCAAAGCCUGUGAAUUUGAGUUAUUUAUAAAGCCAUUAUGUUCAUGUCAAAUAAAAGAAAAUAUUAUGGCGAUUGCUCUUGACAUUGUGACAGGAACUGUUUUGAGUAACAAAUUACAAAUAGAAGUCAACACAGAACAAUCAACCAAAUUAAAUUACAGAGAACUCGAAGAAACGAAGCAAAUUGGCGAAGGUUCAUUUGGUGUUGUGUACAAAGGAAAUUACAGAGGAAAUGUUGUUGCUAUUAAAAAGAUGAAACAAAGUGAUAAUAAAGAAGAAACCAUUUCUGAAUUUAAAAAUGAAGUCGACAUGUUAGACAAAUUCCGAAGUGAGUAUAUCGUACAUUUCUUUGGAGCCGUUUUAAUACCAAACAAGAUAUGUAUGGUCACAGAAUUUGCGCAAUAUGGAAAUAUCAAACCAGACAAUAUUCUUGUUAUUUCACUUGAUAUGAAUGACAAAGUCAAUGCGAAAUUGACUGAUUUUGGAAGUGCUAGAAAUAUCAACAUGUUGAUGACUAACAUGUCAUUCACAAAAGGAAUUGGAACACCAGUGGACAUGGCACCUGAAAUAGUUAAGAAGGAAAAGUACAAGAAAUCUGCUGAUGUGUUCUCACUUGGUAUUACUAUGUUUGAGUGUUUUGGGUGGUGUCAGGCAUAUCCAAAAACACAAUUCAAAUAUCCAUGGGUUAUUGCAAAGUUUGUGAUUGAAGGAAAACGUCUUGAUAAAAAGGAGAAUAUGAGUGAUAAAUCUUUUGAGAUUAUCCAAAGAUGUUGGGAACAUGAACAAUCAAAAAGACUGAAUAUUAAAGAUUUAAUUUCAAGUCUAUCAAAUUUAACUUUAAAGGUCUGA
Entamoeba invadens IP1 is the source of this 1062-nucleotide messenger RNA. Its product is annotated as protein serine/threonine kinase, putative. Gene Ontology annotation, molecular function: ATP binding; protein kinase activity. The coding region runs from base 1 to 1062 and encodes 353 amino acids. Gene Ontology annotation, biological process: protein phosphorylation. The record is from RefSeq and is a predicted model, not a curated record. The transcript has 2 exons. NCBI's taxonomy places the organism in Eukaryota, Evosea, Mastigamoebida, Endamoebidae.